GUCGCCGCGGCCGCCGACCACGCAGAAUCGUGCGGGAUCGGAAGAUCAUGGUGUCGUCCGACGUGUCGCUCAGCGCAUCGAGCCGCAUCGUCCGCGAGAAUGUAAAUAAAGCGCCGCUUAGCUGACCAGCCCGCCGAGUGUGUGAGAGCAGCACGUCGCCGCGAGACACGCAAUUAUGCGCGUAGCCGAAUGCGCGACGACGACAGCCGGCCCGUCGAGCAAUCACCAAAGAUGAACGUCCCGUUGUACGGCGUUCUCGGAGCUGCCGCUACCCUGCUUGCUUACGUCCUCGGCAUAGGAACAAUUGUAAAACUUUUAAUCUGCUUGCUUGCGUUAAUUUUAGGAACAUUGAUUUGUAUAUAUAAAACGUACUCACCGAAUCUCGACAAUGUGAUUAAGUCUGAAAGGGAAGAUUUAUCUAAGAAGACUGAAAAGUUCCGGCAGUAUAUACUAGAUGUGUCUAGGGAGAGGAUGACAUUUACGUUAGAUAGAAGAAUAACUGGUAGCCGUAUCAUUGACGAAUCCCUGCAAGAAAUUUUGGAUUUCUUGAUCAGAGAUUACGUGGAACCCUGGUACAGCAUUGUUACGGACGAUGAGGAAUUUAUCUAUUCCGUUCGAGAUACUGCCCAAAAAAUCGCCAUCAAUUUAGCAAAUCGGGUCAAGAGUGUCGAUUGGAUACCCUACUUGACUACACGACUCGUCGAUGAUGCGGCCUCGCACGUCAGGUUGUAUCGACAAGCAAGCGCGAGGAUGAAGCAAUUACGAUCGAACAGGAUCCAGAAAGGCAGUGCCAGCUCAAGCACGUCGGGCGGGACUCCGAAGAAGACUCCCACUCAUCGGCGAAAUAAGAGUGAGACCGACGUGUCUUGGUACUCGCAGUCGAAAUUUUAUACACCCAACCUAUCAUCGCUUACCGAGCCAAUCGAAUCGUCUGGCGAUGAGAAGGAGGACGAAUCGCUGGAAAAGAUAUUUUUCGAUCUCGAGGUGCAGAUGGAAAAUAAUCUGAUAUGCAGAGAUUUGGUAUGCACGAACGACACCCAGGAAUUGGAAUUCCUGGGCGAAAUAUCCGAAAUUCUGUUGUACCUGGUGCUACCCAAGGCGGACUUCGAUUGUUUAACUGUGAGAUUUGUCUUAAGGGAAUUGUUAGUGAAUGUUAUAAUCAGGCCAUUAUUGGAUCUAUUCUCCGAUCCUGAUUACAUUAAUCAGGCGUGUAUAUGGCUGUGUACUAAGGAUGGUGGUUUACCAAGUGAUAUCUUUUUAACAGUAAUUAGAAUAACGGACAAUUUAGACGAAUUAAUGGCGACGAAAAGUAUAGUCUGUAAAGAAAUAGCGCACCUGCGCUCAAAGGAUUCGGGCGGAGAUGACGAUCUGUCGGUGAAGCAGCAGCUGAACAGUCUGGUUUACGUGAAGAAAAUCCUGGAGACGAGGAUCAUCGGUAUGCAGGAGGGCUUGGAAACGGAAACGGACGGUAUCGGCGCUCAACCGGAGUGGAACAGAUUGCUCAUACCGGGCCAAAAGCUAGUUAAUUUACCAUUAGAUGAGUUGCUGAAGAACAAUAUCGCUCUCAGUUACUUCAUCGAUUACAUGACCUCCAUAAAUGCAGAAGCGUACCUGUUCUUUUACCUGAAUAUCUAUGGAUGGAGGGUCUCGGCCGAGCAACAGAUAUCGGACAUCGAGUUACAGAAGAUCCAUGCCCAAUCUAACGCAGGUGCGAUCGGCGCUAAACGUAAGAACGCGGAUCUGGAUAAUCUGAAGGAGGCAGCCACAAAGAUCUAUCAGCAGUACCUCAGCGACAAGGCGUCGCCCAAGCUGCAAUUGGAUGAUACUUUGGUGAAGGGCUUGCUCACGAGAAUGAAGACGGAGUUGGUCAAGGAAACGUGGUUCGACGAGCUGCGAAAUUGUUGCUACGAGAAACUGCAGAAUGAAGACAGAUUUCUGCCGGGUUUCAAGAGAUCGUUGGCUUACGUGAAACUGCUCGCGGAGCUGGAUCUUCUGAAGGAUCCGGUGUCCGAGGACGACGCAAAAUCCUUGGACAGCAUAAGCUUGUCCAGCACGAAUCUCGAAUUGGACACUUUGGAGGAAUUGUCCGAGACGUACAAAGCCGACGACGCGAAGCUCGCAGCCGCAAAGGAGGGCACUAAAAAAUCGAAUUCUUCGACGAGCUUGACGAGCAUAGGAGAGGCGAACGAAGGUAGGGCAUCCGAUGAAGUUGAUGCGGACACGGGCAGUCUUAGAGGCGUGAGAAACACGCGUACGGGUUUUACCGCGGAGAUCGACCAAAUCGGUGAGAAGAAGGACGUUUCGUUUUACGUGGAGACCAACGCGGAGCAAUUCGUCAAGCUGGAUGAGAACAACUACGAUCAGAAUGCGAUCAAGAAGCUGCAGCAGGGCCGAUUCGAGAUCACCGCCACGAUCAUAGAGACCGGUAUCGUCAGCGAUCGCGGAAAAACGUACGGCAUAUACGCGGUGGCGAUCACGAAGAAUUACGAUUCGGGCUACAAGGAGAAGUGGCAUAUCUACAGACGGUACUCCGACUUCUACGAUUUGCAUCAGAAGAUCAAGGAAAAGUAUUACGAUCUGGCGAAAAUACCUUUCCCCGCGAAGAAGGCCUUCCACAAUAUGGAGCGCACGGUGUUGGAGAGACGAAUGUUGAUGUUGAACGCAUGGUUGUGCCAACUGACGAAACCCGCGAUCAUGGAUGGGCACAUGGGAUUGCAGAAUCUCUUGUUGGCCUUCUUGGAGCAAGGGGAUUACGAUAAAGGUGUCACUGGCGGGCAAAUCUCGAGAACGAUAGAUACCUUAAUGAAUCCCUUGAAGACGUCUAUGAAAAGCGUCACGCAGGCGGUUAAAACAAUGCCGGACAACAUGCUGAGUACGGUGGACGGCGUAAUGGACAAUCUGAGCAAAUUUUUCGGCAAUCCUAAAAAGACCAGUAUAUUUUAUGAGAAUACCAAAGUUAGCGCCGGUCUCGAUACAGAGACCGAUGACAAUAUCCCGUUGCGAAUUAUGCUCCUGUUAAUGGACGAGAUCUUCGAUUUAAAAGUGCGAAAUCAGUGGCUGAGACGGCGGAUCAUAACGCUACUGCGCCAAAUCAUUCGCACGAUGUUCGGGGACAUAGUGAAUAGAAGGAUAGUGGAGUACGUGUCGUUCAUGACCAGCCCGUCAAAAGUCGCGGGAUAUUUGCGCUUAUUCAAGAAUAGCUUCUGGCCGAACGGCGUGAAGGCCGAGAGUAAACCGCCGCGAGACACGGAGAUGAAGAACAGAACGCGAGUGGCAGCUAAGAUAGCUUUGCUUUCGUGUCUCUCGGAUGAAUUGAAACAUAUCAUAGGCAGCGAGACGACGAGGCGCGGUUUGCUAAGAGUGUUCGAGCUGUUUCAGCGGCCCGUACUAAACAGAAGGCUGUUGUACGUGCUGCUGGAAGGUAUCGUCGAGACUUUAUUCCCGCAGAACAAUCUAGUGACAGUUUUCAGGAAACUCUAUUCGGUCUCGCCGCGGGUGAGGAGUAAGAGUAAAGCGAAGUCCUGAUGGAAGAAUAGGGCGGACUGAUGUCCGAAUGCAAUGGUGUGAGAGCGACUCGUGCGGUCGAAAGAGAUCCACGGGAUUAGAAAUUUCGACUUCAUUAGCAAUUUUCAAUAAAGUGCAUCUCUCUUCUCUUUGAGUAGCUUAGAGAUUCACGAUAUUAAAAAAAAAAUACUCGUGCAAAGUGUCCAACGGAAAAGAAACAUAUUUAGGAUAUCUGUGCUCUUAACCCAUUGAACUCUUAUUCUACUUCACUCUUGUAUUUUCUCUACAGAGAAAUGUAUUUGAAAAUUUGAUAAAAUAUCUGCUUGUAAUUCGAAAUCUUGAUUAUUUUUGUAGGAAGACUUCAUUUUUACUCUUUUGUUUUAAAAAUGGUAGCAAUUAAUGUAUAUUAAUUAUAAGGUGUACUUAAUAAGUGUGUGAGUUUAGUAGAUUAUGACAGUGUUCAGACUCUUCAUCAUUUCACUAUUUUUCUGAGAUAAAACACAAAGUGCUGAAUGCGGAGCUCAAUAGGCUAAGGAAUCGUCACAAUCAUUACGCUUAUUAAGAUAUUGGAUGUUUUAGCCUCUUCAAACAGUUCUCUGAGCUGCAGUAUGCAUAUAUAUGCCAUUGCAUUGGACACCCGUCGCGCCUAUAGCUUUCGACAGGGAACAAAACGAAAGUCAUACGCUUUCAUAUUUUGACGAUUUAUAUACGUUCAACGAUGCGCACGUCGGAAAAGUUCCUGUUUUCUUCAUUAGUUAAUCGACGCCGAAAACUUUUUGGAGUAUUCCCAAUGGACAAAAAUAUCUCAAAAAUAUUGAAGCUUUUUGAAAGGAGAUUUGCAACGUAAGAAAUAAGUAAAAAUUGUCUUGUGAAUAAAAGAUAAGGUACUCUCUAGAUUUUAGAAAAAUAUAAAUUAUACAUAUAUAUAGAAAUUAUACAUUGGAAUACUAAAAAAGUAAGAUAUUCAAAGCAAGCUUGAGCUUGCUUAUUUACAACUUAGCUUCUUUCUAUUAUCUCGUUAGGUCACUUGUAGGUAGGUCGUUUCUUACAUAAUGUGUACAAUAAUGAUAAGACUUUUCUCUAUUAUAUUCCUGUUGAAUGCAAUAAGAUUUUUCUAUUUCCUCGAAAAAUAAAUUACACUCAACGAAUAACUGACUGCGCGCGGUUAGGGAGGCAGGGCAGUGCCGAACUUUUCCAGACGUGUGCAACUAUUCUAAGUGAUCUAGUGGCCAAAAAGUACGAUAUGUAUAUAUAUAUAUAUAUAUAUACAUAUACAUAUAUGCGAUUUCAAUUGCGUAACCGAGUCUACAGCUCGGGCUGCUACUCUCGUCGUAAUUAAUGUAGGGUAACAUAAAAAAGAAACUCACGAAUUUCUUGUGAUUACCUCGUAGGAGAAUGCAAUAAGGUCCAUGGUAACAUUCCACUUGCAUUUUAAGUGCUACACCGGCUAGUUAGUUAAUUAUCCUUUUUACAACUAUCCUCCGAAACUGCAACGUGCUACGUAGACGUAAAAGGGGCACCGUAUACACACAUGAUAAUUUACUUAAGUUCUAGGACGAUGCGCGAAGUGACGCGAAGGAGAUCAGUUUAGACGUAUAAUUUACCGCCGACGUUAUACUUAAUUAUAUAUUUAUGUUGGGGACUAUAUACUGAAGUUUAUUUUGUGCCAUCCGAUUGAACAGUACCUAUUUAUUUAUUAGCAAGAAAAGAAAAAUUACUAACGGUAGUCUCGAUGGCGCCCUUCGGAUACUUCUAUGGAAUUUAUGAGGACUCUACGCCCUUCGUUAAAAAUGCGAAACGCAAUUGUAUAAAAUUGUUGUACAUUACUCUAUCGUACGUCUGUAUAAAAAGUUAUUUCUAUUUCAUGUUAAAACGCCAUACACUUAUCACGUUUACUUAUUAAAGGAACUAUUUAUAA
Messenger RNA from Wasmannia auropunctata (little fire ant), 5422 nucleotides. Its product is annotated as sorting nexin-13-like. Lineage: Eukaryota; Metazoa; Arthropoda; Insecta; Hymenoptera; Formicidae. The coding region runs from base 190 to 3525 and encodes 1111 amino acids. The record is from RefSeq and is a predicted model, not a curated record. Gene Ontology annotation, molecular function: phosphatidylinositol binding. The transcript has 10 exons. Gene Ontology annotation, cellular component: early endosome.